Acaulospora morrowiae is the source of this 365-nucleotide messenger RNA. The record is from the annotation of a GenBank genome assembly. Lineage: Eukaryota; Fungi; Glomeromycota; Glomeromycetes; Diversisporales; Acaulosporaceae.
GAAUGUCUCAAUAUAAAAUUGCCAAUUCUUUUGAACCACCCCUUCCACAUACAACUGUUCAAAGUAUUAUUAAGAAGUAUAAUGCAACUGGAACAGUUGAAAAUCAACCAAGAUCUGGUCGUCAAGAAAUUCUUAAUAAUCAAGACAAAGAAAAAAUUCAAAAUAAAGUAUUAAAGAAUUCUCAAUCAAGAAGUCUUACUUUAAAAAAAAUUAUAGAAUCUCUUAAUUUAAAUGUCUAUGACAAAGUUAUCUGUAAAGCAAUGAAAGAUAUGGGAAUUAAUUCUUAUCAUGCCAUAUUCAAGCCAUAUGUUAAUCCUGUUAAUAUAGCCAAAAGAGUAACAUGGUGCAACGAACAUUUGAAUUGA